Messenger RNA from Aspergillus fumigatus Af293, 402 nucleotides. NCBI's taxonomy places the organism in Eukaryota, Fungi, Ascomycota, Eurotiomycetes, Eurotiales, Aspergillaceae. The record is from RefSeq and is a predicted model, not a curated record.
AUGAGUAUCAGCAGCUACAAACCGGUAUGUGAUCCUGGUUCACAGCACCCAAAACAAUUCAAUCAACUCCAUGGCAUCAUCGCAAGCUCUAACGCGCUGCCAAUAUCUUCUCCAGACCUCGAAGGUUUCAUCGAUGCUCGCCAGAAGCUCGAGUCGCAGCAGCAGGAAAACAAGGGUGUGCAGGCGGAAUUCGACAAACUGGAUGAGGAUUCGAGAAUCUACAAGAUUGUUGGGCCGGUCUUAUUGAAGCAAGACAAGAACGAAGCCGUCAUGGCUGUAAACGGACGACUCGACUUUAUUGAGAAGGAAAUCAAGAGAAUCGAGGGACAGAUCAAGGAGGCUCAAGAAAAGGCUGAGAAGAAACGGGCGGAGGUGAGAAACUCCUCCAAAAAGUUGUCAUAG